UGUCUGAUGACUGUCAACUCACUAACUCUCUGGAAGUUUCAAACAACAUACUUGGAACAUAUUUAUAUUUCCUUUCUGUAAGGUCGUGAAGCAGCGGUGUACUGUCUAAACAGUCUCUGUGUGAAAGGUGUAGCCUGUGCUCUGCAUCUCUCAGCAUGGGCCCCAAGAAGAAAAGUGUCUGGGAGAACCUGCGUGAGAAGACCAAGACCCAGUUUAACAACAUAAAGAAGAAGACAACCCCGGGGAAGCUGGAUGAGAAAAAGCCCAAGCCCCUGCGUUAUAGACGCAGUAUGUCAGUGCCGGACUUGAGAAUGAGUGCACCUGUGGAGACACAAACUCUCUAUGAUGAAUCAGAAGAGGAGGACAUGGCAACCUUUAUGGGCAGAAUCCACAUGCCAUCAGACAAAUGGAACACACCUGCAGAGAGAUCAACUUCUUCUGCUUCUUCUACUUCAGCAGAAAUAGUAAAAAUACCAGCGGACAGAGGGAACCCACCCGUACCUACCCCGAAAUCAAAUGCUCCAAAUAUAUAUGUGUGCACAACAAGAUUGACUUCAUCAGUGGAGGGAAUUAAUGUUUCUACAGAAAGAUUGCUCUUCUCUGAAGACAGAGUGGCCGCUAGGGACCGAGACAGAUUGAACAUCCCUCCAGAUAGAUGGUCUCUGCCAGUGAACAGGGCGGACAGGAUGGGCACCCCUGCUGACAGUAUGGACGGUUCUGCGUGUGGAACCCCAUUAGAGAAAGAACCCUACAUGUUCUGGCCCUCUGAGGACUUGGAUAUGCCAGAGCCCCCCGUAUCCACAUACAUCAGAGACAUCUUCUGCAGGGAGCUUCAGGAAGACAUUGAGUUACCCAACGAGCACAACUUCUAUGCCCAGCCCUUGCAGGAUCAAGCAGGCAACAAUGCUAUGGCAGCAGGGAGCCAACCUGGUCCCAUUCAGAAGUACCUCCUCACUGUCAACCUGAAGGAGGGCAGGAACCUGGUCAUCAGAGACCGUCACGGUACAAGUGAUCCUUAUGUCAAGUUCAAACUGGAAGGAAAGACGUUUUACAAAAGCAAAGUUGUGCAUAAGAACCUGAAUCCAAAAUGGAGUGAGUCCUUCUCUUUCCCCCUGCAGGAUUGGGAGCAGGUUGUCGACGUGAGGGUCUAUGAUAAGGACCGUACCACUGAUGAAUUCAUGGGUUCCAGCACAAUUGUGAUCAAAAACCUUGAAUUAGACAAGACCAGUGAGAUGGUGCUAAGUCUGGAGGACCCCAGCAGUCUGGAGGAUGACAUGGGCGUCAUCGUCAUUGACACAUGCCUAACUUUCAGAGAUGCUACGAUCAAAAGACCAAAACGGCACCUGAAAAAUAGAAGAAGAUUUAGGGGAGGCCAGAACCAGAAGGGGGACCAGCCCCAGGAUAAGGACCAGACCCAGGGUUCAGCUGAGGCCACCAAUAUGAGCCAGCUGUGGAGUGGCGUGUUUGGUAUUACCCUGUUAGAGGGACAGGACAUGCCUGAAUACGGCCAGGGGGACGUCUAUGUGCGUUACAGACUGGGAGAGCAGAAAUACAAGAGCAAGAACCUGCGCAUUCAGGCCAACCCUCGGUGGAGGGAGAAGUUUGACUUCAACAAGUAUGAGAACUGGCUGGAGCCACUGAAUGUGGAGGUGUUUGUUAAGAGAGGCAGGAAGAGUGAGGAAUCCUGGGGAAUGUUUGAGGUGGACCUGUCCAAGCUGCCAGUAAACACACAGCAGCUCUACACACAAGCCCUGGACCCAGGCAAAGGCAGGCUGAUAUUACUGGCCACCUUCAACCCCUGCAGUGAGGCCUCCAUAUCAGACAUUAACAAACCUCCCCUGGAACAGCCAGACGAGAGGGACCAAAUACUGGAGAAAUAUAGUUUGAAGAACUCUCACAAAGGUGUGAGGGAGGUUGGCUUCCUUCAAGUCAAGGUUUUCAAUGCAACAGAUCUCACAUCAACUGAUCUCAAUGGGAAAAGUGAUCCAUUCUGUGUACUGGAGCUGGGGAACAGCAGGCUACAGACUCACACCAUCUACAAAACACUCAGCCCUGAGUGGAACAAAGUCUUUACAUUCCCAGUAAAGGACAUCCAUGAUGUGUUGGAGCUGAAGGUCUUUGAUGAAGACGGAGACAAAGCCCCAGACUUUUUGGGCAGAGUGGCCAUUCCACUACUCUCUGUUCAGAAUGGACAGCAGGUCACCCGGGGGUUGAAGAAUGAGAACUUGAGGGGUCCAGCCAAAGGGACCAUCUCACUGGUGAUGGAGGUCCACUACAACCCAGUUAGAGCCGGCAUCAAAACCUUCAAACCAAAAGAGGAGAAAUUCAUGGAGGACAACAGAAAAUUCUCCAAAAAGGUCCUUGCCCAGAAUAUCUACCGAGUUCGGAAAAUCACCCUGGCAGUGCUGCAUAUGUUACAGUACAUUAAAAGCUGUUUUCAGUGGGAGAGCACACAGCGGAGUGUAAUAGCCUUCCUGACCUUCAUGGUGAUGGUGUGGACCUGGGAACUCUUCAUGAUGCCCAUCUUCCUGCUGCUGCUUAUCGGCUGGAACUACUUCCAGGUCACCCCGGGGAGGGUCAGCAGCAAUCAGGACUUGACGAACAUGAACAUGACCGAUGAUGAGGAGGAAGAUGAGAAGGAAUCUGGGAAAAAGGGACUGAUGGAGAAAAUCCAUAUGGUUCAAGAGAUCAUCAUCACUGUCCAAAACAUUUUGGAUGAAAUCGCAUGCAUAGGGGAAAGAGUCAAGAACACAUUCAACUGGUCUGUGCCCUUCCUGUCCUGCCUGGCCUGCUUGGUUCUCUUUGUGGCAACAGCAGCAUUAUACUACAUCCCACUGCGCUACAUUAUCUUCAUAUGGGGCAUUAACAAAUUUACCAAGAAGCUGCGCAACCCGUAUGCCAUUGACAAUAAUGAAAUACUGGAUUUCAUCAAGAGGGUGCCCUCUGAUGUUCAAAAGGUGCAGUACAGCGAGCUGAGAGCGCCCAGCGUCCAGAGCCCACCACGAAGGAGAAGGUAAGCCCCUUGGACGUGCUGGAUGAAAGGACCAGGCUCCGUCUGAAAACGGCGCAGCCCAGUCUGCUACGAUGACAACGGUCCAGUGCCAGCAGAACCUGCGACCCCUUAUCCCCCUACUCCCCCCUCUCCCCUGCCCCGUGCUGCAGGGGUGCAGUCAGCCGCUCUCCCGCUUGUGUGUCUGCCACCCCCUGACAGGGGCUGUACACUGCACCGGGCUAGGAGGGCAGCACAUGGAGCUGUCAAUCAUAGAACCAGAGACACCGUCUGCCCACUCCGGCCCAGCUUGCAUCCAUUCAUGCAUUUUAUAAAAAGAAUGAGAGCUAGAGUUUGGUUUAACUCAAACCACUGCUGUUUUGCUUUUAUAGAUUUGAAUAGUAACACCUUGAUCAGACUUGACAGCCUCAUUGCAUCAAGGCUGCCUAAAAUAUUCUGCAGUCAAACUUUUUUCAUUAUGUAAUCCAACAUUUGUGCUGGAUGUGUAUGCAACAAAAGUUAAACAUUCCCCUUUUGCUACUAUUUCUGUCAAGUCUAUGCAUACAGUUUGAUGUUUACAUUGGAUUUAUCCAACAUCUGCACCAUAUGAAACACACUGCAACUGCCUCUGGAACGCAAUGCUGCAAGUCAAACACAGCGUUACAUUGGAAAUGAAUGUACUUCUGAUGUACAAAAUGCGCCUUCGGUCAGAUCAAGGCGUUCAACUGAACUGCUGCAAUGCUUUGACUCAUUUACAUUUUCAUUUCAUAUAAGGGCAAAUACAAUACUGUAACUGUGUUUAAUCCAGUUAUUACUUUGUGGUCACAUUUAUUUAUUUUUAUUAUAUAUAUUUUUCAUUAACCUCCCUCUUCGGAGGACACAUCUUGUUUAUUUAUUUACAGCUUUUCUGCUACAAUUAACAAAUCAAAUCAAAUUGUAUUUGUCACAUGCGCUGAAAACAACAAGUGUAGACCUUACCAUGAAAUGCUUACUUACAAGCC
Oncorhynchus gorbuscha (pink salmon) is the source of this 3990-nucleotide messenger RNA. It is a transcript of the gene mctp2a, whose product is annotated as multiple C2 domains, transmembrane 2a. The transcript has 25 exons. The coding region runs from base 156 to 3017 and encodes 953 amino acids. Gene Ontology annotation, cellular component: synaptic vesicle membrane. Gene Ontology annotation, biological process: regulation of neurotransmitter secretion. Gene Ontology annotation, molecular function: calcium ion binding. The record is from RefSeq and is a predicted model, not a curated record. NCBI's taxonomy places the organism in Eukaryota, Metazoa, Chordata, Actinopteri, Salmoniformes, Salmonidae.